GGCCGUGUUUACGUGCACGGCUGCGUCACCCGAGCGAUGACAUCACUGCGCUUACGUAGAGACAGCGUCCGUGCCUUUGCGCCAUGAAUCGCCAGUGUGGUGCGCGUCUCGACAUCAGGGUGUGAAGACUGAAGCUCGGGAGGAUCGAAGGUCUUGGAUUUGUUUAUUUCUCGCCUGUGGUUGAGUGUAAAUCCAGCAGCAUGUCCGUCUCCAGCACACCCACCAGUAAUGAUGCCUGCCUGAGCAUCGUCCACAGCCUCAUGUGCCAUCGGCAGGGUGGAGAGAGCGAGUCCUUCUCCAAACGAGCCAUAGAGAGCUUGGUGAAGAAGCUGAAAGAGAAGAAAGAUGAGCUGGACUCUUUGAUCACUGCCAUCACCACAAACGGAGCUCAUCCCAGUAAAUGCGUGACUAUACAGCGCACGCUGGACGGUAGACUGCAGGUGGCAGGUCGUAAAGGAUUUCCUCAUGUCAUCUACGCACGUCUGUGGCGUUGGCCGGACCUGCACAAGAACGAGCUGAAACAUGUCAAAUACUGCCAGUUUGCCUUUGACCUGAAGUGUGACAAUGUUUGUGUGAACCCGUACCAUUACGAGAGGGUCGUUUCUCCAAGCAUCGAUCUGUCUGUUCUGACGCUGGGCGGCCCAGGUCCAAGUGGAGAGCUGAUGGUGAAGGAGGAGUUUGAGGGUCAGUCGUCUCAUUCCGCAGCUGAUGGAGGUCACAGUAUUCAAACCAUCCAGCACACGGCCACGCCCUCUGCCCCGCCUGACACUUUCAACAGCCCCGUCCUCCUGCCGCCAGCUGACCACACAAGCUCCACCUCCACCUCGGCUUUCAGCGCUAUGGCUGCCGGUCCAAACAAUGCUCCCAGCUCGUGGCCCAGAGGAAGCAGCUUUCCUCCCAGCAUUCCUCAUCAGAACGGUCAUCUUCAGCACCACCCUCCUCUUCCUCACACAGGACAGUACUGGUCAGUCCAUAAUGAGCUGGCCUUCCAGCCACCGAUAUCCACACAUCCAGCUCCAGAUUACUGGUGCUCAAUCGCAUACUUUGAGAUGGACAUUCAAGUGGGCGAGACUUUUAAGGUGCCCUCCAACUGUCCUGUGGUGACGGUGGAUGGUUAUGUGGACCCGUCUGGUGGAGAUCGCUUCUGUCUGGGCCAGCUGAGUAACGUUCAUCGCACUGAGGCCAUCGAGAGAGCCAGGCUUCACAUUGGUAAAGGUGUCCAGUUGGAGUGUAAAGGUGAAGGAGAUGUGUGGGUUCGCUGUCUCAGUGAUCACGCUGUGUUUGUCCAGAGUUAUUAUCUGGACCGAGAGGCUGGACGAGCUCCGGGUGACGCCGUCCACAAAAUAUACCCCAGCGCCUACAUCAAGGUGUUUGAUCUGCGUCAGUGUCAUCGGCAGAUGCAGCAGCAGGCAGCGACGGCUCAGGCUGCAGCGGCUGCACAAGCGGAUGCAGUGGCUGGAAACAUCCCAGGCCCGGGGUCUGUGGGCGGCAUCGCUCCGGCUAUCAGUCUGUCUGCGGCGGCAGGCAUCGGUGUGGACGACCUGCGGCGGCUCUGCAUUCUGCGCAUGAGUUUCGUGAAAGGCUGGGGUCCCGAUUACCCUCGCCAGAGCAUCAAGGAGACCCCAUGCUGGAUCGAAAUUCACCUGCACCGGGCCCUUCAGCUCCUGGACGAGGUUCUGCACACCAUGCCUAUAUCUGACCCACAACCUCUGGACUGACAACCACACUUACUUUAAUACAGUGCAUAUCACCCUAAACUGACCUCUAUGACCUGAAAUGACCUUCCACAGGGGCGGAUUCAUGUGGAGAAACCAGCAAAACACUAUUGUUGAGCAAUUUAUGCUGAGACUUUUGACUUUUUUUGUACAGGAAAGUGGUGCAGGAUGGAUGAAAUGGAGAUGUUUGUGUGUGUGUGUGUGUGUGUGUUUAUUUCCAGUGUAGGGAGGUUGGAUCAGAGCAGUAUUGUGGCCACAUACACACUGCAGAUGUUAAUUCGUUUUAGGUUAAUUCUGUGCACAUUCACACAACACAACACAGGAGGAAUGAUGUGCAAUAAUUGUUCUCCCAAAAUAAAUUGGCUCCUGGGUAGCUUGCUGAGGUCAAGGACCCCUUAGGUGGAGGGCAAGGGGGCCCUAAGGAUCCCAGAAUGCUGCAACAUUCAUUGAUUAAUUUUCCUUCGACGUAGUCCCUUAUUUAUCAGGGGUCACCACGGCAGAAUGAACUACCAACUA
This is a messenger RNA of Danio rerio (zebrafish), 2231 nucleotides long. NCBI's taxonomy places the organism in Eukaryota, Metazoa, Chordata, Actinopteri, Cypriniformes, Danionidae. The record is from RefSeq and is a predicted model, not a curated record.